UGAAAUAGUGAUUAGAUAAUUUAAUGGAAUAUUUUGAUUUAUAGCUUAUAAAUCAUAAACACCCUUCAUUCUCGCAAAUGAAUCUCAUUUUUAAUUGCAAACUUGAUCAUUCGGUUUAAUCAUGUCCCAGCUAAGUAAGCCUAGUAUUGAUUUUGGUUUGAAUUUCUUAAAACAAAUUAGUUCUCAAUGUGACUCAAAAAAUGUACUUUUAUCACCUUUAAGUGUUAUUAUUGCCUACUGUAUGGCAUUGGAUGGAGCUGCUGGUGAAACAGAGCAACAGAUCAAAGAGGUUCUCAACUUGGAUACAAUUGAUAGUCAAGAUAUUUCUGAAAUAAUCAAACAGGUUAUUGAAAGCUAUCGGAUAUCUGCAACUGAUGGAUCUGAACAAAAAUGCAUUCUAGAGUUCGGUAAUUUACUUAUGACCAAUAAAGAUUACAAGUUUCAGGAAGCUUAUGUUCAAAAUUUGCAAACUAACUAUUCUGCCAAUGCAUUCAAUGAGGAUUUUAAUGAUGGCCAAAAUAUUCUGGAAAAAGUCAACUCUUGGGUUUCUGAAGCUACAAGAAAUAAAAUUUCAACGAUUCUCAAUGAGUCUCCAGAUCCAAAUGCUAUUCUGUUGCUUUUGAACACAAUCUAUUUUGAAGGAAAAUGGUUGAAACCUUUCUCUCAAGAUCGUACAGAUGAUAAAAUAUUCAACAAUUCAGAUGGAACGACAGUCAAGACUAAGAUGAUGACCUUUUCAGGGAAAAGCUUCAACUAUGUUGACCGACUUGAUAAAAAAUUGAAGAUUGUCGAGAUUCCAUAUGUUGGAAAUAUUAGCAUGAUAUUGAUCCUUCCAACUGAGGACAACAAUUUAAAAAAGGUGAUUGAUAAUUUGGACUCAACUGAGCUUUCCAGUUUGAUGGAGUCUAUGAAAAAGACGCGUUUGGAUACUUUAACGAUACCGAAAUUCAAACUGGAAGAUGAUCAUGAACUACACAACAUUUUACCAAGCAUGGGAAUGACUUUUCCAUUCCAUAUGAAUUCUGAGUUUCCAAAAAUUAUUGAAGGAUCUUUACCAAUCUUCAUUUCCCAAUCUAUUCAAAAGGCUGUAAUUGAAGUGUUUGAAAAAGGUACCACAGCGUCAUCGGCAACUGUAGUUGGAUUCAAGCUAAAAAGUUUCACUCUUCCUUCACUCAAAAAAAUCAUCACAUUUAUAGCUGAUCGACCUUUUAUGUUCUUUAUUCGUGAUAACGAAAGUGGAGUCAAUCUAUUCAUGGGUCAAUUGAGUAACAUGACUCACCAACAGUCUCUGUGUUCGCAAUGUGAUUCAACAAAUGUAAUUUUAUCGCCGUUAAGUGUUAUCAUUGCCUAUUGUAUGGCAUUGGAUGGAGCCGCUGGUGAAACAGAGCAACAGAUCAAAAAGGUUUUCAACUUGGAUAAAAUAAAUGGCCAAUCGGAAGAUAUUUCUGGAUUAAUCAAACAGCUUAUUGAAAACUAUCGGAAACCUGCUACUUAUAGACCGACACAAGAAUCCAUUCGAGAUUCUAGAUCAGUUUUUUCUCUAACGGAUUUUGGUAGCUAUCGGAUACCUGCAACUUCUAGAUCGAGCCAAGAACCCAUUCUUAAGUUUGGUAAUUUACUUAUGGCCAAUAAAGAUUACAAAUUUCAGGAAGCUUAUGUCCAAAGUCUUAAGACCAAUUAUUUCGCUGACGCUUUUAAUGAGGAUUACAAAGAGGGCCAAAAAAUAGUAGAAAAAGUGAAUUUGUGGGUUUCUAAAAAUACAAAAAAUAAGAUCACUUCUAUUCUCGAUGAGCCUCCAAGUCCAGUUGAUGUUCUGUUUCUAGUGAACACAAUCUAUUUCGAAGGAAAAUGGUUGGAGCCUUUCCCUCAACAUCGUACAAGAGAUGAUAUAUUCAACAAUUCAGAUGGAACGAAAAUCAAGACCAAGAUGAUGACCCUCAAAUUCCAAGACUUCAACUAUGUUGACCGACUUGAUAAACAAUUAAAGAUUGUCGAGCUUCCAUAUGUUGGAAAUAUUAGCAUGAUAUUGAUCCUUCCAACUGAGGACAACAAUUUAAAAAAGGUGAUUGAUAAUUUGGACUCAACUGAGCUUUCCAGUUUGAUGGAGUCUAUGAGUAUGACGAAUUUGGAUACUUUAACAAUACCGAAAUUCAAACUGGAAGAUAAGCAUGAACUACACAACAUUUUACCAAGAAUGGGAAUGACUCGACCAUUCGAAAUGAAUGCUGAAUUUCCAAGAAUUAUUGAGGAGCCUCGACCAUUAUACAUAACAAAAUCAAUACAAAAAGCUGUAAUUGAAGUAUUUGAAAAAGGCACUAUAGCGUCAGCGGCAACUGUGGUUGGACCCAUGCGAACGAUGGCUUCUGCGCCCCAAAGACCACUCAUCGAAUUUAUAGCCGAUCGGCCUUUUAUGUUCUUUAUUCGUGAUAACAAAAGUGGAGUCAAUCUAUUCAUGGGUCAAUUGAAUAACAUGACACGCCAACAGUUUCUUUGAAAAUUCUUUUGAUAUUGCACAAGUACGAAACUUAUUAGAAAUUGUUGUAAACAAUUUCAUAAGAAUAAACUGAACUUAAAAUUUA
Molecule: messenger RNA, 2579 nt
Organism: Tetranychus urticae (two-spotted spider mite)
Lineage: Eukaryota; Metazoa; Arthropoda; Arachnida; Trombidiformes; Tetranychidae
Source: RefSeq, a predicted model, not a curated record